Acromyrmex echinatior (Panamanian leafcutter ant) is the source of this 2728-nucleotide messenger RNA. RefSeq lists its product as uncharacterized. Lineage: Eukaryota; Metazoa; Arthropoda; Insecta; Hymenoptera; Formicidae. The record is from RefSeq and is a predicted model, not a curated record.
CGUGCUAAAAUGCCGAUCAGAUUCAUCGAUGUCUGCGAUCCGUUCAGAGCUGGAAGAAAAUUAACUCUGUCAUAGUGGGAGAGAACAGGCGUAUAGAGAGGGACAAAUACAGAAAUGUGUUAGCGAGUGAGUGGUCGCGGGGUGAGAGACAGCAAAACGGGACGAGAAGGAGAACUUUGGUUCUUCGCAUUCACGUUCACUAGUCGCGCGUGCGAUGCCAACGCUCGAUCGCAAACUAAUCGCAGACCGACUUCCAUGUCUGAGUCACUCGCUUACAGGUAGAUUGAAGGCUUGGUGAGAGAGAUAAGUUGCAUCGAACUGGUUUCGAAAGAAAGAAAAGAGAUGAAACCGGCCAACAUGAGAAUGUGUGUGCUAUUGGUGCAUGUGGUUCUUGUUGCGAUCACGCUGGCGAACGGAGACAAGAUCGAUAUACCUAUCCCGUGUAGAAACACGUCAGAUUGUAGGAAUAUGUCACUUCCGGGGGACGCUUUUUGUCAAAAAGGAUAUUGCAUGUGUCCGAGGCUAGACAAUGACGCUGAAGCUUGCUCUAGCAUUAAUACAUCUAUGCACGAGAAUAAAACUUCAGGUUCAUUGCUUUAUCGAAGAUGCAAGCAUGAACAAGACUGUCUUUUCGAGGGCGGAAUUUGCAAUUAUACUAUUAGCCAGUGCACUUGUUUAAAAAAUUAUGUACCGUCGAGCAACUUAAAAAGUUGCGUCCAAAAGAUCGACUCGUUCGAGGUUUCUUGCACAGAUAAAAAUCAAUGUUUAGCGUUUUUGGCGAACACUACUUGCGAGAACAGUACAUGCAUUUGUAUAUCUGGUUAUUAUCACAUAGACAACGCAUGUUGGAAAAUGGCCGGAUACGCUGAACCGUGCACAAAAAAUCAGGAGUGCUCGCACAUCGAAGGUAAUAUCUGCACUGACAACAAAACAUGCGGAUGCGCGGCGGAAACAGUAUUGAACACCAAUGGCACGAAGUGUUUGACGGCCGCCAAAAAGAUCCAGGACGAAUGUACGGAGUCGGUACAGUGCACAUUCGAGUUCUCGGCUUGCGUCAACAACGUGUGUCAGUGCAGAGAGGAUUUUCAUUACGAACGCGAAAUGACGAGGUGUUUCCCCAACAAAGCAAUCGGUAACGAGUGCGUGGACAAUUACGAAUGUUAUCAGGCCGAAGAUUACAAGAACGAUCCGCCAGUCAAGUCUAUGACGUGUGAUUCAAACAUAUGCACAUGUGCCGAUAAUUACAUCUUGAAUGUAGAAGACAAAUGCAUAAGCAAAAGCGCCGGCUCGUCUCUCAUGAUGUCCUUGUCGAUACUUGUUUGUGUGAUAUCACUAACUGUACUUUCGUGAGACGCAAAGUAUCAGUUCUCUGAAGACGUUGUUGAAUAACGUAUAAGUUAAGUUGAGUUCAUGGAGUUGGAUUUCAAAUAAUCAUAAAUAUAAUAUUGUGCAAGCGCCAGAGAAAUCUAAUCUCAAGAGGAAAGAAACACAAGUAGGACCACUGUAGCUGAAGAAGCAAUCUCGGUUUAUUCGCAAAUUAUAAUUACUCAUGCUAAUAUUUGCGAGAAUUUUUCUGAAGGAUUCUUCUCUAAAUUCUUCACGAGCAAUAAAAAUAUUACGUUAACGUGCAUCAAUCUAAUCAAACGGUGUCUCACAAAAGGAUGCGUACAAUUCCAUGAAUUCCUAUGUACAUAUGUGAGAGUGACAGUUCGAGAGUGAAAAAGAGAAGCAGGAAACACGAAGAAUGAAAUAAAUGGUAUUGCUCAAGCUUCAAUAAUAGAUUAUAGCUUUAUUGCAUACAGAUUUAGAUGAUCAUACUUGCGAUUAAUCCGUAAUGUAUUUAAAAUAUAUGGUAAUAUAUUUAAACGAUAUACAAUGUCGAAAUACGCAUAAUAGCAAUAUCUUUUAAAGCGUAAUGUAAAAAUUGGCCGUAUUCGUCACUUUUAUUUUCGUCGUUAAUCACCAAGGUUGUAAUGUAUUUUCCGUAACAGUUGCAUAAAAUUCGAGGGGAAAAACGGCGUAAAACAUUAUCAAGUGACGUUGUAAUUACGCAGCAAAACAUUCGCGACGAAGGCGAAAAUUUAAACUAGACGCAUCAACAUAUUUAAAGCCUUCCACUCGCGUGCUUUUAAUUAACGCGAUUAUUAAUAUGCGGAUGCUGAUGUUCCAUAGCGUUACUGCUUCUUAGAAUGAUGCCAACUGAAUAGAAUUCGUAUGAGCGCAAAAGAAAACACUUAGUAAGUUGUUUGAAAUCCUUAUUUUUUUCAUAAAUUUCUCCUUUUUAGACCAGGCCACAAGAAUAUAUGAUAUUCAAAUAAUUAUUUAUUUCACAAUAAUAUUUUUCUUUUCAAAUUUAUUACUUCAAUUUAUAAAGUACCUGUAUAUAUUAUAAUUUACAAGUAUCUAUGGCGUAGUUCUAAAAGUGCGAAAACCUCAAAUUUUCAAAGCGCAUAUUGUACAUACACAUUUUGCAUAUUGUAUAAAAAUUUUAUAUUUUAUGUACAUAAAUAACAUAGAGAUAGCUUUGAAAUUUUGAUUUUGCCUUUUCAGAAUCAAAAUUGAACGUUAAACUUCAGCAUUCCUCUGCGUUUAUCUGUAGUUAAACUUCAGCAUUCCUCUACAUUUAUCUAUAGUUAGUAGCGAUAUCUUAUCGUACUAUUUUAAUGAAAAUAAUUUCAAUGAAAUUCACUGAAUUUUCAGUAACUGUUAGUAAAUAUUUUAUUACAAA